Molecule: messenger RNA, 699 nt
Organism: Cucurbita maxima (winter squash)
Lineage: Eukaryota; Viridiplantae; Streptophyta; Magnoliopsida; Cucurbitales; Cucurbitaceae
Exons: 4
Coding region: 81-458 (125 amino acids)
Source: RefSeq, a predicted model, not a curated record
AAAUCUGUCGACUUCCAUGGAGGGAUAAAUACCUUAAAUUUAGGGUUUUAUUGGUGAAACGAAUCCGGAGGUUGAAGACAAUGGCGAAGUUCAAUGUAGUUCAGAAGCAGAGACGAGCUCAUAUAGCUCAGAGUAAGAGGAAUGCCCAUGGUGAUCCCUUAACGAAGAAGCUAAAGAUCAAGCAACAACCUACUUAUGUAUCCAGCAAGCGUAAGCGCAAGUUGAUGCAGAAGAAACGCAGAGAAGAGAAGGAAGCUUUACGGAUGGGUCUGACGAACAUGGAAGAUGUUGAAAUGGCUGUUGCUGAAGAACUUAAAAACACCAACGGGACGUCAACCAAGUUUCGUGUGAAGAAGAGUGUCAGGCUCCGGCAAUUGAAGAGCAAAGGCAAGAAGAAUAAAGGGAAAGGUUCUUCCAGUUCAGGCUCUACAGCAUCAGGCGAUGCUAUGAUAGAGUAAAUUAGGUGACAAAAGAAAAAGCUUCACUUCUAUUGUAAUAUCAUAUUUGGCUCAUAUUAAUGGCUACCAUGCUGCAAUUUUCCGUAGCUUUGCAGGCAAAGGUUCUAACCGAAAGUUAAUAUCUUGACUGAAUCCUAAAAGUAUAAGGUUGUAGAUUGCACUGAAAAAGAAACACAACCAGAUGCUAAAUGUUUCCAAAUAUUGUUUGAUUCUAUGAAUGUUUUGAUUGAUUUUUGUACCA